CUCAUAUUUCACCAUCUUUAUCAUCAUCAUUCCUUCUUUGUCUUGGUGAAAAAAUAGAAUAAAUAAACCAAUGCCAGAGUGAUCCCAACUUCAUAGCAAACCGUGAUCUGAUCAAGACCCAGCUUCCAAAAUGCAAUUUUGGUUUUGGGUUUUAAACCUUGUUCUGAUAUUUUCACUACUCAGUCACUUCUCAGAAAGUGUAGCACAGAUAUCCUCACCACCACAGGCUCCAAUAUGUUCAGAAGAAGACAGAGCUUCUCUUCUGAGCUUCAAAGCAAGCAUUUUGCAGGACACAACAGAUACUCUAGCUUCGUGGACAGGCAGAGACUGCUGCGAUGGAGGCUGGGAAGGAGUUCAAUGCAAUCCAUCCACAGGGCGAGUUAAUGCGUUGCUGAUACAGAGGCCUGACAGAGAUAGUGGCACUUAUAUGAAGGGUACUUUGUCUCCUUCACUGGGAAAUUUGCUUUUCUUGGAGACCCUUUCACUGAGUGGGAACCAUCUGAAAGGGCAGAUCCCUUUAACACUAGGGAAUCUUAAAAACCUUAUCCAAAUUAAUUUAGCAAGAAAUUUUCUGGCAGGUCCUAUCCCCCUCUGUUUUAAAACCCUUCGAAAUUUGCAAUACCUUGAUCUCGGCUACAAUUUAUUAUCUGGGUCAAUCCCGGAUUUUGUUGGGGAGUUCAAAAAUUUGACUUUUAUAGACCUAUCCUAUAACCUGCUAACAGGGAAAAUUCCAAUUUCCUUGUUCAGCCUUAUCAAUCUUUUAGACUUGUCCUUGAGCCAUAACAAGCUCACAGGGAACAUCCCAGAUCAGAUUGGGAGUCUGAAAUCACUAACAAGUCUUCAACUCAGUGGUAAUCAGCUCACAGGGCAUAUUCCACUGUCCAUAUCAAGAUUACAGAAGCUUUGGUACCUUAAUGUAUCGAGAAAUGGGAUUUUAGAUCCCUUACAAGAUAUCCCAAGCAAGGGCAUCCCUUCCCUUUUGUCCAUAGACCUGUCAUACAAUAAUCUCAGCCUGGGAAGUGUUCCUGAUUGGAUCAGAAGCAAGCCACUUAAAGAUGUCCAUCUAGCCGGGUGCAAAUUGAAGGGAGAUCUUCCACACUUCAUCAGACCAGACUCUUUGAGCUCCAUAGACCUAUCAGAUAACUACCUGGUUGAUGGUAUUCCAAAUUUCUUCACAAAUAUGUCCAGUUUGCAAAAGGUCAAGCUCUCAAACAAUCAGUUGAGGUUUGACAUUUCUGAAAUCAAAUUGCCAGACGGGUUGUCUUCCAUAGACUUGCAUGCAAAUCUACUCGGAGGUUCACUGUCAACAAUCAUAAAUAACAAGACAAGCAGCUCUUUGGAGGUUAUAGAUCUAUCAAACAAUUUCAUUUCAGGUCACAUUCCAGAAUUUGUGGAAGGCUCAAGCUUGAAGGUGCUAAACUUGGGGAGCAACAAAAUUUCAGGUCCAAUCCCAGUUUCCAUCUCAAACUUGGAGGUACUUGAGAGAUUGGACAUUUCAAGGAAUCACAUAUUGGGAACCAUCCCUUCAAGCCUGGGUCAGUUGCUGAAGCUUCAAUGGCUUGACGUAUCCAUAAAUGGACUUUCGGGACAAAUUCCAGGUAGCUUGUCACAGAUCACUAAUCUAAAGCAUGCAAGCUUCAGGGCAAACAGGCUAUGUGGAGAAAUACCACAAACUAGACCAUUCAACAUCUUUCCACCAGUUGCUUAUGCCCACAACUUGUGCUUAUGUGGCAAACCUUUACCGCCAUGCAAGGGAAAGGAACAAGAGAGGAUGGGUCAGUGA
Gastrolobium bilobum is the source of this 1783-nucleotide messenger RNA. RefSeq names its product leucine-rich repeat receptor-like serine/threonine-protein kinase SKM1. NCBI's taxonomy places the organism in Eukaryota, Viridiplantae, Streptophyta, Magnoliopsida, Fabales, Fabaceae. The record is from RefSeq and is a predicted model, not a curated record. Gene Ontology annotation, molecular function: protein binding. The transcript is spliced from 3 exons. The coding region runs from base 131 to 1783 and encodes 550 amino acids.